ACUAGGCAGGCACUGUGGGAUUGUCGCGCUACGCACGUAACACACGGGUAUUCGCUGAGGAAAGGGAGAAUAGGAGUGUGCAUAUUCGAGUUGUGAGUGUUUGUGUCCGGUGAGCCAGACUGAGAUUGAGUCGGCUCCUCGGUUUGAUGGGGAUCCUAAGGAUUAUCAUGCCGCCCAAGUUUCAGCUCCUGGCGCUGCUGGCGUUUGCUGUGGCGAUGCUGUUCCUAGAGAAUCAGAUCCAGAAGCUGGAGGAGUCCCGGGGAAAACUAGAGCUCGCCAUCGCCCGGCACGAGGUGCGGGAGGUGGAGCAGCGCCACACCAUGGACGGCGGCAGGGAGGCGGCGCCGGACGAGGGCGACGACGUGGUCAUCAUUUACAACCGCGUGCCCAAGACCGCCAGCACCUCCUUCACCAACAUCGCCUACGACCUGUGCGGCAAGAACAAGUACCACGUCCUGCACAUCAACACCACCAAGAACAACCCCGUGAUGUCACUGCAGGACCAGGUGCGCUUCGUGCGGAACGUGACGUCCUGGCGGGAGAUGAAGCCGGCUUUCUAUCACGGGCACGUGGCCUUCCUGGACUUCUCUAAGUUUGGAGUGAAGAGAAAGCCCAUCUACAUCAAUGUGAUCAGGGACCCCAUAGAGCGCCUGGUGUCUUACUACUACUUCCUGCGCUUCGGGGACGACUACCGGCCGGGCCUGCGGAGGAGGAAGCAGGGGGAUAAGAAGACUUUUGAUGAGUGCGUAUCAGCGGGAGGAUCAGACUGUGCUGCUGAAAAGCUCUGGCUUCAGAUUCCCUUCUUCUGUGGUCACUAUUCAGAGUGCUGGAACACGGGGAGCCACUGGGCCCUGGAACAGGCCAAGUACAACCUGGUCAACGAGUACCUGCUGGUGGGCGUGACGGAGGAGCUGGAGGACUUUGUGAUGAUGCUGGAAGCGGCCCUGCCGCGUUACUUUCGGGGUGCCACUGAGCUCUACCGCACAGGGAAGAAAUCGCACCUGAGGAAGACGAGCGAGAAGAAGCCGCCCACCAAGGAGUCCAUCGCCAAGCUGCAGCAGUCGGACAUCUGGAAGAUGGAGAACGAGUUCUACGAGUUCGCGCUGGAGCAGUUCCAGUUCGUCCGCGCCCACGCCGUCCGGGAAAAGGACGGCGAGCUCUACCUGCUGGCGCAGAACUUCUUCUACGAGAAGAUCUACCCCAAGAUGAACUAGCGGCGCGGGGGAGCCCGCAGGAAGGGCCGCGAGCUUCGGCCUAGCGCCGCCGUCUCACACACCGGGGAAAAGAGGAAGAGGAAGGACACAUUUCUAAACAAAAUGGCGGGCCUGGACAUACGGUGCUCAGCAGUCUUCUGAACGGUACUUCUGCGGGCGCCAGUCCCCUCGCCGAACUUCGCUCGACUAGCCGGCCGUCGACCCACAGCGGCCACGGACGCUUCCUGUUACGAACGAGGGCCGGCCAGAGCCUUCGUCCAGAGGCCCGGCCUCACAGCGCCGACGUCUUUCAACCUCGUCACGACCCCCCCCCCCUCCCCUUCUUUCACUGCCAGGUGAAAGGUCAUGGACUCUGGGACACUGUUGCAGGGGUGCGGAGGAAAGUCACUGCCGUAUAUACCCAGCGAGCCACUUCAGCGGUGUACAUUUCAAAAGCGCGCUAGAUGUGCCCUCUUUCACACUGUUACAAGUCCUGUCCAAUCAGAGGGCGUUUUUUUAAAAAGUUAUUUUUCUUUUGUUUUUCGGUUUGUUGAUUUCUUAUGAACAUGGUUAUCAUGAUGUCUAGAAAAUUUGACACCCGUGUUUUAAAUGUGACAAAGGCAUUAUCAGGCGGUUUAAUGAAAGCCCCCGUGUCCCCUAGAGAGGACUACCGUCUUAACAAUGCUGUGGAAAAGUCGUACUCGUACUCUCAUCGAUGGUAAAAACGCAUCACGUGACAGACCCAGUCUAGAGUCUGUCACCUUGGUGGUUGUCCAGUUAGUACCAGGGUGAUGGAUAACGUGUCUGCACUAGGCACAGGCCUGCGUGCACAAGACCUCCAUUUUAAGAAUUGUGGUAUUGUACGUUCAUGGGAUUUUUGGUUUUCUGCAUCUUGUACACUUUUACCUGUAGGAGUAUUUUUGCUAGGGUGCUUUGUAAUGUGUUUACAAGCAUUGUAAUUACCGAGAUGGAAAAACAGCUGCUGUACAUACUGCAUAUUUUAUGUAUUUGGACCAAAAGGUUAUUAAAAAAAGAAAAAAAAAA
Molecule: messenger RNA, 2237 nt
Organism: Anguilla anguilla (European eel)
Lineage: Eukaryota; Metazoa; Chordata; Actinopteri; Anguilliformes; Anguillidae
Gene: hs2st1a
Product: heparan sulfate 2-O-sulfotransferase 1a
Exons: 8
Coding region: 147-1214 (355 amino acids)
Cellular component (GO): membrane
Molecular function (GO): heparan sulfate 2-sulfotransferase activity
Source: RefSeq, a predicted model, not a curated record